Messenger RNA from Bombus terrestris (buff-tailed bumblebee), 6011 nucleotides. Its product is annotated as BTB/POZ domain-containing protein 7. Gene Ontology annotation, biological process: morphogenesis of a branching epithelium. NCBI's taxonomy places the organism in Eukaryota, Metazoa, Arthropoda, Insecta, Hymenoptera, Apidae. Gene Ontology annotation, molecular function: protein binding. The transcript is spliced from 12 exons. The record is from RefSeq and is a predicted model, not a curated record. Bases 822 to 3518 code for a protein of 898 amino acids.
GUUCGUAACAACCGUUCCAUGGAAUUUGUUUAAACAAAAACAAACCGCGUUAUUCUUCGGUGAUAUCAAAGAAAUAUAUUUUAUUGCCACUGCCAUUAACGAUCAGUAAACCUAACCUCUUUGUCGCUCCAAUCCACCAAAAUUUGGACAUGGAGUACUUCAUCGCGAAAUUGUGUAUUCGCGCAUGAUCAGAUGUAAUAUAAAUCUUUCGGUGUCAGAAAAAUUCCUUCUCUGUGUGUAUGCCUUAAACGAUACGAUAUCUGUGAAAGCGUCGUGAACGUAAACAAUACUAUUUCACACAUUAUUUUUAACGUUCCGUGUUAUUUUCGUUUCGCCUAUCGUCGAGCUCAUUACAGUUAGCAAUGACUGCCGUCGAGGUUUGUUUUCGUGCGACCAGACGGUCUUCUGUGUUCCCAAUAAUACGUCGUUGUCUGUAUGGCUCUAUUUACUUAACGUGUCUGAAUGCUCGUCUCUCGUAAACCUGUCUCAUAGAUUUCGUUAAUACAGAAAUGCGAGGUACAGAUGAUACAUAUCGUGCCGCGAUUAACUUUUAUUUACAUGCAGACUAAGUUGACGAGCAUAAACAUGGCCGUCGCGCUUUGUGAUGAUUACUUGUGCCAGUUUGAAUUCAAGGAAGUCCCUCGAGAAUGGAAAUAAUGGAUGGAACGCAUGCAUCCGAGAUAUCCAGCCUCGAUAAUUUCGUCGGAAAUGGAUGAAAAAUGUAUCGAGCAUUGAGUGUAUCCAUUUAAAAGGCGCUUCCGAAUUCAAUGCAGUGCACUUUCUAGGUGCACAAUGAUUUCAGGCUGUUGUCUGGGUGAGCAAUGAAUGUAUUCCGAAUUUUGACACCGUGUGUAUUGCAACGUAGACGACCAAAGGAGGUUGAUAAUUCCGAUAAAAGGGAUUGCUGGUUCGUGAAAAGACGGCGUGGAGAUGCUUCCUACAUGAUACAUAGAAUGGGUGCUUCUGCAUCGUCAAGCAUUACCAGUGUAGGUGGAGAUUCGGUCCAAGCAGCUAGACUUUCAUCCUCUGGUAAUCCACCUGAUCAACAUGGCAUUGCUAUCAGGGAAAAGAAGAAGAAAAUGACGGGAUUCGCGACUUUACGGAAGAAGUUCAUUCGAAGACGUCGGUCUUCAAAGGCCUGCGACCAUGGUAGGAUAAUCCGAGAUUUGGUCUCAACAUGGAGUCAUUUAGAGGCAACGGCGCUUUUGGAGGAGUACGAGGCGUUAGCUGCAUUAAAGGAUCUCCAUGUUCAAGCCGAAUUAGCUAGACCACCGGCUGCCACAUACAAACAGGAUUUGUCUAUGUUGUACGACUAUAAACAUUGUUCUGAUGUGGAUCUCGUCUACCGAGGAGCAUGCUUCCCUGUUCACAGAGCCCUGUUGUCAGCCCGUUGUCCCUACUUUAGGGAUUUGCUGGCUGGAUGCCCGGGAUACGGUGCUAGAAUAUGUUUGGAGCUGAGAACACCGAAUCUCGAAGUACAAAUGUUUUCAGCAUUAUUGCGAUAUCUCUACACUGGUGAUAUUUGUCCACACGAUGCAGCUUUGGAGGCGAAUUUCUUGCGACGACUGAGCGAAGAAUUCGGCACACCGAAUCCGCUGGAACACGAUCUCAGAUACCUGCUGGACACCGGUGAUUAUGCGGACGCUGCGUUGGUGUUCACAUCGGACAGUGAUUACCAGAGACCAGAUAGUGGAAGUUCAGAAUAUGGAUUCCGGCCAAAGUUAGAACUGCCAUGUCAUAAAGCGAUACUUUCUGCGAGAUCCCCGUUCUUCAGAAACUUAAUACAAAGACGGACUAGAUCUGGGGAAGAUCACACAGAAAGAGCGCUUCAUAUACCCACUAGAAUAGUUUUGGAUGAGAGUGUAAUACCCAAACGAUAUGCCAGAGUAUUGUUACAUGCAGUGUAUUUAGAUACAGUUGAUUUAUCGUUAAUUAUGAGAGGUAAUGGUUGCGGGAACAGCGCUGGUAGUCUUGGAGAGGUUCAGGCUCUUACUCAUACUGGACGUGUUCGACCAAGUCCCUUAGAAGAAGCGAUGGAAUUAUACCAAAUCGGCAGAUUUUUGGAACUAGAUAUAUUGUCACAGGGUUGUGAAGAUCUUAUUUUAGAAUACCUUACAUUGGAAUCGCUCCCAACUGUUUUGAAGUGGGGCAGUCAACCUCACGGAUCGGCAUGGGUACAUAGACAAGCCUUGCAUUAUUUAAGAGAGGAAUUCCAGCCAGUCGCUUCUUCUUCUAUUCUUCAUCAAUUGGACCACGUACAUUUGGCGAACGUUUUGCAAAGUCAUUUCUUGCAAGCGAGCGAACUUGAAAUACUGCAGGCAGUACUCAAGUGGGGGGAACAAGAAUUGGUGCGUCGUAUGGAAGAUCGGGAACCAAAUUUGCUCAGUCAUACGGUGCACUCUGUGACAAGAAAGGGGUUGAAGAAAAGAGAUUUAAGCGAUAUAGAGUUGCGGGAGAUACUUAGUGAGCUUCUACCACUUGUCAGAAUGGAUCACAUAUUACCCCCAAAUAGUGAAGCGCUGGCUCAAGCUAUUAGAAGAGGAUUAGUUUCAACUCCACCCAGUCAUAUGAUAGGAGAUGAGAGGGAGAAUUUACGAAUGAAUGCAUGGAUAAGGGGAGGGAAGAAAAAUGGAUUUUUUGUAAGGCCACGCCUGUUCAUGCCUUAUUACGAGGAAAUAAAGUCUUUAGUUGAGGAACAAAUGGUCCAAGAAGCAGAUUUAGUGAGAUUGCGAAGGCCACGGUAUGUGGCCGAUAUUCCCGAUGCCUUGUACAUGGUUGAUGAGAAACCAAGACCAAUGGGUACAGCCGGGGUGGAUGUUCUCGCCGCGGCGUUUCCAGUUCCAGAUUCCGCGACCUUGGCAGCUAUGCUGAAGCGAGAGCAGAAAUUGAGGCAGUCUCCCAGUUGUCAGAGGGCUAUCAGUUUGCCGCUCUCAUCGCGACACGAAAUUAAUAGGCAAGUGCGACUACGUGUUGUGAGGGAGUUCAACCUACCUGACACGGUGGCGGAUCUGUUAGAAAAUACAGCCGCAUAUAAUGCGAAGGAGCAAAACGAGAGGCUAACUGAUAUCGAAGACAUGGAUUCGCCUGGCAUGGGGAUCAACGCAAGAACAAUUCCACCAUUGUGCUACGGAAGAAACAUGACAUUCCCGCGGCCAGCCUCUUCUUGUAGCCACAGACACGAGCUUCCAGCCAUUGUCACCGAGGGUGAAAGCUGUAGACGUCUUGCGGAGCAACAAGAGAACAAUUCGUGUAGCGAUGGACAACUGUCGGGUGUGAUGCCGGAUGUGGCGAUGGCGACAGCCUCUUUCGGAGCAUUGCAGCUGAUCGAGGAGCAAGAAUUGGAGCUGGACCUAGGGGAUGGAGCUUCUCAUCUUCUGCAGCACGUUUCGCCAUCGAAUGGAACGAUGGGCUCCCACAGAUCAUCGCUUCCUCAUCCCCAUCAGAGGCACUACACUGGCCCGCCUCCUCCUCCGUACAUGUACCACCGAGCUGGCACUGCCUUACCAAGAUUUAUUUAAGAUUUCUAAGAGAUAAGAGGACUGUAUGGCAACUAUAACCACCCUUAAUCGGGUCGUUCGUUUCGACGAACGAAAUGGAAUCACUAGGUGUACUCUUCAUGUACUGCCGAGUUUGUUUUCUCAGAAGUUAGACUAGCAAAAGAAAUAUCUCUUGGUUGGUCUCGCGAGGGUUCAAAUGAAAUUAGAUGAAUUUAAAGGUUGGAUAUUUUGAUUAAAUAUUGCUGUUGUCUGCGACCGUAUAGGACGCUUCUGAGAAAUAUAGUUGUAGACGUUUAGAAUUAUUAAUUUGUGUACCUGGCACUUCGAGGCACUUGAUCUCGUUAGACGAGAACAUUACGAAUCGAAGGCUCGUAUAAAAGAUGAUCCUUGUUCGUGUUUGUCUCUCUUCAGAGUGAUAAGAUACUUGAGCAAUUUUUUGUUGCGUUUAAUACGUUUCAAUUCUUCUAAACGAAAUAUUUGUUAUAUCAUAUAAUCGUAAGUGUCGGUAAAUUUUCGUUCGAUGGUAAAUCUAACAUUUGAUUAUUAGAACGUGUUUGAAAAGUAAAAAAUUUUUUACACAGAUCAUUUUGUUAUGAGCUCCUCGGUUAACACUAUUAUCUAUUAAUACUAACAACAUAUAAUAAUAUGUUAAUACAAUAUUCGGAUACCGCGAUGUUAGGUCAGUAAGUCUUCGAAUGCUCGAGGAGACGCUGUAACUGGAAAAUUAUCCAAGCAUCCUACACAGUCGUGCAAAAUACGUAUUAAAAUGGCUAUUCUAAGGCGAUUCGUCCAAAUUUCAUUCCAAUCUUCGACACCAAUCUCAGGGCCUUUUCCUCCGCUAAAGAAGUUCAAAUCCUAGAAGUAUUUUAUACUUCGGCGAACGCGAAUGGGGCCCGUCCGCUGCACGAGGUGUUAGUUUUUAAUUACUUUGUAAAAGGGCGCCUAAAAGGUGGACACUUCGUGCAUGUCUCGCGUCGCGAGUAUUCACGAUAUACGAAAUCAUUUGAGGUCAACGAUUGAUUCGUUGAAACGAUCGAUAUUGGUAGGGCGCCUGCCCAGGCUUCUGUGAUACACGAAGACGUACUUCUUGUGGUUCAUAUCGCGGCGAAGAUUAAGCAUGCUGCGCGUUGAUGAAAUAAAACUUCUUUCUUGCGGGUACAAAUUUACUGAUACGACGAAGAAGAAUACUAUUGUACGUACUGGUUUAUUUAAGCGCAGCUUAACGAACGUAGAGGACCCCUUGAUUUCCAGGAUACUUAUGCAGAAUAUCUCAGGGUUUAACAACUGUGUCGACGUAUCUUAUGAUGUCAGUAAGCAAAAAAUGUUAUAUAAAUAUAGGUCAUUUAAAGUUUUAUUAAAAAGUUACGAUAAAUGAAGGUCAUGGAAGAAUGAUACGAUAUAUUACACCUGUUGUUUUUCAUAUGAGUUCGAUUUUAAAAUCCAAUAUCUGGUCAACCUAUCGGUUCUUGGGUUUCCUAAAAAAAUAUUUAUAAAAAAAAAUAUCCAUAUUUUAAAUGUUGAAUUUUCCAUAAAACUUCAUGUAUUUAUCACUUAUUGCUAAAAGGUCAGUAUAUUUGAAUUGAACAGUUUGUUCCUGCUUUUAACUAUAUUAUAUCAAAGUACACUCUUUUAUCCAUUAAAUAAUAUGAGAAUUAGAAAAUCAAAAAUAUUGUACUUAUCAUAUAUUUUUCCUGCAACUUUUAUACGAUAUAUGAAGGGAACAGUAAUGGACUUACGAUUACUAAAUAUGAUACAACAUAAGAAUAAAUUUACGAUCGAUGUAACCAUUAGCUGUUAAUACCUUAAAUUGCAUUUUAACAAAGCUAUAAACGACUUACGUUUAUAUAAUAUUUUGUGUUUGAUUAAAGUUCAACCGUUAAACCCUAAAACGUUCUGUAUAUAUAUAAAUAUAAAUAUAGAUAUAAAUAUAUAUAUAUUUAUAAUUGUAAGCCGGAUUCGGGAGACAAUUCAAUCGUGGAAAGUUCAUGCUUGUUAGGUACAAUCAUGUAAUAAUAAAUGUAACUUCUAGGUGCAGACGCGUGCGAAAUGCAGAUGCAGCUGUGGUUCAUGUACAUACGGGCACCGUGUAUAUGUACAUGUGUGGAUACAAAUUGCGUGUGACUAUGUGUUAGGUACACAAAUGCGCGAGCUCUCUAAGUACCAUUUAAAGUGUUAAUUAGACGAUUAUGUCGCCGAUGUUGCGAGAAUGAAUGAGUGAAUUGUCGAAGAAAAGAAAAAGCGAUAGAAUGUAUGAGAGAAGAAAGAAUGAGUUCUGAGAAAGGACGAGAGAUAUAGAGAAAUUGACAAAUGAAGAAUUUCAAGAGAGAAAGAGAGAGUGUUAUCAUGGUGGAGUGGAAGAGAAAGAGAAUGAAGGUCACACGGAACGUGCAGGUAUAUAUGAUCAGUGUUUCUGAACAGUCAUUGUUCUUUAUUUAAAUUGAAAUGCCGCUGUGGGGUAUGACCUUUGCUAAUUCAUAUUACCUAUGAUAUUCAAUAAAAAUUAUUUAAAUAUUA